CCAAAUAGUGACAUUCCGUGCGGAGUUGUCGUCCGAAGCGGUCGGUUCAUUACGCUUGUACUGGGCGAACCGUCGGCAGUAGCGCCGGCGCCGCCGUCGGCGAUGGACCACGACGAGGACAGAUCUUUGUCCCUGGGGACGGAGGUCUCGGCCUCCGUGCCUCCACCGAGCCCCCUGACGGGAUGCUAUCUGCUCGCUGUCAUUGGGGAGCCCCAUACUGAUGAACACAAGGAGAUUAUCCUUCAGCGGCUCGUUAAAGGGCUCCUGUCAUGGGAUUCUGGCGAGCACCAGGUCGAUCUGGAGAAAGAACUGGCCACCCUCUCGGCUCAGGCACCCGAGGGGGAGGAAGCCAGAUAUGGCGAAAGAUUGAUCCAGUUCGCGUCCGAGAACCUCGUGACGGAGAUCCUGAUUCACCCACAGAUGAACACGCUAAUGCAGUGCAUGAGGAACCUGCUUAGCUCGUUCACUAGACACAGACAUCUUAUCCACGCUGGAUACACAUUUGCCGGCAAUGGAUCAUGGAUUAUGCAGGAUGGGACAUUUUCCCUAUCCGACUUUACUGACGCUUACCAAGAGAACGAAGUUCAGCGCGUUAUCCGCGCAUAUGAAAACUCGAUCUCCAUCGAUAUACACUGCUCGACCGGCGGUGGCGAGUGGCAGAAGCUACUUGAUACGCCAUUCGUCAAACACUGCAAGAUUAGAAUCAACCCCACCGAUAUACUCGACUCUGGCUCUCAAGCCAUCAAGGAUUUUAUCACAUACCUCGACCCUUACGUAGUGCCAGCAAGUCUGGAACAGCUGCUGGUCUCCAGCGACGUGGUUGGCAACAUUCGCUUCAGCCACCCAACCCUAUAUGUCUUCCCUGGAGGUCAGGGAGAUGCUGCAUUAUUUGGCAUCAAUGGAUUUAAUAUGCUCGUCGAUGGCGGCUUCUCUCGCAAGGCCUGCUGGUGGGACUUCGCACGUCACUUGGACAGACUCGACGCUGUAUUAUUUACACGGCUCAACAACUGCUCGGUGUCAGGCAUGGCUUCGGUGCUUCAUCGCAAAGCUACAGCAACUGUUUACCCACAAAUUGGUCAUUUCUUCUGUAACCUUGAAGAACGUCGCGGACUCGCUAGCCCCGAUGGUGAUAAAGACUCAGACCCUUUGCUAGUAUCACUCUUACAAUCUGGUUCUGACAUGAUGACAGACCUUCGACAUCUUAAUCUAAAACCACAGCAUUGCUAUCGAAGCCCUGAACCAAUUAAUUUGUACCACAAAGUUGGUCACGGGACCUUAGAUAUGUAUGUGCUUAAUCCGUCCAAGGACUCUAAAUAUGUUCGAGAGUUUCUAAAGAGGUGGCAUAACAGUGAACAAAAACUUUUUGAAGGGGCCAAUAUAUCUGGACAAUUCAAUUUUCCUAUUCCUAAUUUAGUAUCAAUAUGUGCAUUGUUAGUAUGGCGGCCGGCUAACCCUGACGAUACAAUUACAAGAAUAAUGUUUCCUGGGUCAACCCCACAGCACAAAAUUUUUGAAGGACUUGAAAGGUUAAGACAUUUAGAAUUUCUACAGCACCCUACAUAUACAGGCCGUCAAAUGCUACCUGUCUCAGUACCAUCUGCCACAAUAACUUCCACAAAAACAACAAAGCAACCUUCAACGAAAGUUAGUAAAGAAAAGAGUACUGUCACAGAAAAGAAAGAUGAUAAGGUUUCUGAGGUGGAUCAUUCAAAGUUAGCGAAAGAUGAAACAGAUUCUAAAAAUAUAAUCGACAAUAAAUUAUUAAGUGAACUAGCUGACACUGAAGAUAAAAAAAUUGAAUCAGUUUUAAAAGAUGCUAUAACUGCUAGAGUUGAUACAAAAUUAGACGAUAAAUUUGCUCAGUAUGAAAGCACCGUAAUAGAUGGUUUAUCAAAGAAGAAGGAUACAAAUAAAAAAGUCUUGGAAAAGAAAUUAAAACGUAUUGAUAAGGCUGAUGGAGUUAAAGAUACUAUUUAUAAAACUUCGGAAAUAAAGAAAUUAGAAACGGAUAGCAAAUUAAAAUCUGAACCUCGGAAAAAAACAGAUAGAAUGAAAAUUGAUACAAUAACAUCAUCAGUAGCUAAAAGUAAGGUUAGUCAUCGAGCACUACUCAAGACGGCUGAGAAAAAAUCAACAUUAAGUUCAAUAGACAAAAAAAUAAUCACAGAUGACAAAAAGUCUCCCCCUACAACACCAAAGAAAAUAAUAGAUACCAAAACCACUACAACAAUAGCAAAGGAUAAAAUUAAGAUAAAAACAAGAAAAGUAAGUCCAGGGAGCACUCCUGCUAAAAGCAUGAAAGAAGCAAAUAAUAGACGUGUAGUUGAAUCCAAAUACAAGCAAUCUUCAUCUCCUAAACGCGAUCUAACACAAAAAGUUUCCGAUAAGAAAGAUACAAAAACUAAACGUGAACCAAUUUCCCGUCGGCCAAGACCCUUAGCUUCGCCUAUCAAAGGAAUUAAAGCAUCAAAAAGUCCUACUAAGUCAAUUAAAUCUGUCAAAUCUGAUACUUCAAAGUUAAAAGGUCUUCAGAGAGUGAAUUAUGAAGACAUAUUAAAAGAUGCUAAAAAAUCAGAUGAAGAAACAUCAAGAUCUCUUGAUGACAUUAAGCAACAAGAGUUAGACGAGAGGGAAGAACAAGAAAUUGUCAGGGAAAUUGAAGCAGUUUUUAAUAGAGAUAGCGAAGCAGACGAAAAAAUUGAGUUUGUUGGAAGGUCUGACAUAGAGAAAAUUACUUGUUUAUUAGAUGACGUCAAAACUGAAACUACUGCUGAUGGUGAAUUUGAAGAAGAAUAUCUAAUUAUUGAAAAAGAAGAAGUUGACCAAUAUACGGAAGAAUCGAUAGCAGAUCGAGAUAGUAGUCAUGAUAAAGAAGAUGAAUUACAUAAACACGUAAAAGACAAAGAAGAAUCUGAAAAGCAAAAGAUUGAAAAAGAUGAUAUUGAGGCGGUCAAAAUAAAACCUGAAACGGUUACUGAAAAAGAAAGUAAAGAGAUCGAAUCAAAAGAUCAUUCUGUAAGUGUAGAAGAGAAACAAGAUAUAAGCAGUGAAAAGAAAACCUCUGAUAGUAAAAGUGGCCUUAUCAAACCUAAGGAUUCUCUUGAAAAUAUUAUACAAGAAACACACCUAGACGAAAAAAUAUCAACAACUGUUGAGUCUGGUGCUACAACUGCGCCUACUCUUCCCGAAGAUGAACGUAUAACGUUAGACGAGAUCAAGGAAGAUCAGCAUGUUGAAGAAAAAUAUAUUAAAGAAGAAACUAAAGAAAUCUUACCAACGCGACAUCAAAUUGACAUUCAAAAGCCGAUGUCUUUAGAAAAAAGUCCAAAAAUGACAACUUUACCUGCGCCUAUUAGAGAAAUCGUAAAAACACCGGAUGAAGUCGCAGACUUACCAUUACAUGAAGAAGUAGAUUAUCAAACAUACGAAGAGAAAAAAACACCAACUGAAGAUGAUUAUAAGCGUAGAAUAGAAAUUGGCUUAGAUCAUGUAAAAAUACCCAAAGACUUACCACUAGUUGAUAAAGAAACAGCCUAUAAAGAAACUAUUCAAGAUGUAAUUGUUAAAACUGUUCAACGUCCGUCUCAUGCAGAAUUGGUUACAGUUACACCUGGCUCUGCUCCAGAAUCCCCAAUGUAUCAUGAUCAAAUGAAGGUUACAUUAUUACCUGGGAAGGAUUUAAAAGCAGUCAAAGAGUAUGAAGGCUCUGCUUUUGACUAUGGUCAAUUUACAGAAAAAUUACGUGAAACUCAUAUUACAACGGUAGAUUCACCAAAUAAAGAUGACAUAAUUAUUAUUGAAGACAUUUCUUCAAUGCCUGAAAAAAUACCAUCCAUACCAGAAGAUGUAGAAAAAGAAAUAGAAGAAGCGAGUAAAUUAGAAGCAAUCGAUAAACCUUUACUUAGUCCGAAGGAUGUUGAGAAGAUCGUUGCAGAUGUAGCCGAAGUGUUAAAAUCUGAUAAAAGCUUGGAGGAACUAAUAGCUGAAAAAUCGCCGAUGCUGCGAAAAUCUCCAGAAAUAUUUAGCAAAAUAAAUAUUGGCGAUGAAGAGGCAAUUGAAACAACAUCAAUUUUCUUAAAAGAAGAAAGAGCAACUGAUGAACAAGUUACAAUUGCAUCAGGUAUUAGUGAACAGUUGAAAUCAGAUGGUAUAAAAGAAAGGGACAUCAAACAAAUACAACAUGUAUCAGAGAAGGAAAAGAAAACUCGAAAAGAAGUGUCACCUGCACGAUCUGUAACAUCUGAAGAUAUCAGCGAUGUUUCCGAUAAAACCGUUCUUAGUGAAGGAAAGAAAAUAAAACGCGAACGUAUGGACGAUAAAGACAGUUUAAUAAUGCAACAGGACUUUGAAAAAGUUACAUCUCAGGUCGAUUCUAUUGUAAAACCGGUCACAACCCAAAUUAACGGUUUUGCUGUUGACACACCUGCAACAAAAGACAAGAUUGAUUCUAUCAAUGUUUUAGAUGAACUUCCAGUAAUUGAAUCAAAUAAAAAUAUCACUGAUUUACAAAGUGACAAACGGCUAAGUGUCACCUUAGAAUCUGCCAAAACACUUGAAAAACUUGAAGAAAGAAUUGCUGAUCUAAAGAAAAAAGAGGAUCAAAAAGAAAUCACUGGAAGUUUAGAAACUAUAAGCCGUGAAAAACAACAAGAGAAACCGUAUCUCCGUAAGCAUUCGGAAAAAGAUAUAGUUAAACCGGAUAUUAGAGAAAAUAUUGCCAUCGAUUCAUCAAUCCCAACAACGGAACAAGAUUCACUCACUAAAGUUCUUGAAAAAGAACUUGUUUCUGAGGAAAAAGAGAAACUAGAAGAUGAUGUUGCUGACACGACAAAGCACGACGCCUACCAUAUACCUUUACAUAUCGAUGUUAAAAAAGAAUCCCCUCUUUUAACUCACAUAACUUCAAGAGAAUUAGAGAAAAUACCAAGUCCUGAUUUAAUACAAGACAUAAAAGAUACAACAAAGCCUAAUGAAUUUGAUGACAAACUAAAACAAAAGCCCAAUAUCGUUUCUGACAAACUUGAUGAAAAGCAAGUAAGUUUAGAAAAAGAUAUAAGGGAAUCUUUAACAGAUGAUGAAACAAAUAAAAAAAUCGAUGGUGAUGAAGUUAAACAAAUUAAACAAGAAGAGAAAAAAAAAGAAAGUAAAUCUAUGAUAAGUAGUUUUAUGAAUAAAUUUGAUGAAAAACUCACUAAGGCCAAAGGACUUUUUACAAAAAAGACUGAGAAAUCUCUCGAUGAAGGCAUUUUGUCUGAAAAACCAAUUGCAGAAAAAUCCGUUGAAGUCAAGAAAUUGAUGCAAGAAACAGAAAGCAAAAAAAUGUUAGAUUCUAUCAAAUUACUUGAAAAGUAUAUGAUAGCUUUACUUUCGUCUCAGAGAGAAAUUGAAGAAAUACUUCGUGAAUAUUCCGUACACGGUGAGCCAAGUGAUAAUUACGAUAUGAAAUCAGAAAACAUACAUGAAGAACAUAUUUUAAUCGUUCGGACAACUACCACAAGGGUGAUCAAAACAAAAUAUGCUGAUAGAUUUGGAAUAAUCAGAAAAUUAAAAACAAUCACAAUAACCACAAUAACCAAUAGCCGUCCUGAUGGAUCGUCGACUACUGAUAUAGACGGAAAUACAGUAUUAAGUGACAUUGACGACAAAAUUAUAUCUGAAAUAAGACGUUUUAACAUUAAAGAAGAUACUACAAUUGUCGAACAAAAUAUGAAAAGAGAAAUAAAAAUUAAUGAAAAAUUAAUUAUAGAAAAAUCCAAUAUAAAUAUAAUUAAGGAAAUCUUAACAAACCAAAUGAGAUUAAGGAGAAAAUUAAAAACAACAAUCGAAACAAAGAGAGAAAUCAACUUAUCAGAAAGAGACGUUGAAACAAUUGCAACAACAACAACAUACAUAGGAGAUUUUAAUACAAUAACAAAACGAAUAUCAAAUGAAAAACUUGUUAAAUUUCUUAUAUCAUCAAAGAAAACUGUUCCAAAUAUAUCAGAAUCACCUAUUUUACCUGAUAUUCAUUCAAUUCAAAAGCAACUCAAUAGUGCUAAGGAUGACAUGAUACAACCUAUCUUAGAAAAGUUAGAUGAAAAAACUCCUAGCCCAGUUAAAGAAGACAAAGAUAAAAUAGAUCUCGUAAAGCCAGACGAAAAGACGCCUAGCCCUAUAAAAGCAGACGAAGUAAAACUAUCAUUUGAUAAACGAGAAGAGAAGGAUGCUAGCCCCGUUAUAGAUGUUGAGGUAAAACCAUCAUUUGCAAAACCAGAUGAGAAGGCGUCGAGCCCGAUAAAAGACGACAAAGAAACACCCGUAACGGAAGAGCAAGUGGAGAAGGUACCUAGCCCUGUCACAGGUGACAAGGUAAAACCACUUUUGGAAAAACCCGGUGAAAAGGUGCCAAGUCCCAUAAAAGAUGACAAGGUAAAACCACUUUUUGAAAAAUCAGACGAGAAGGCUCCUAGCCCUGAUAAAGUGGAGGAGGUAAAACCAACAUUUGUAAAGCCAGACGAGAAAGCUCCUAGCCCGAUUAAAGACGACAAAGAAACACCCGUAACAGAAAAGCAAGUGAAGAAGGUGCUUAGUCCUGUCACAGGAGACAAGGAGAUACAACUUUUAGACAAAUCCGACGACAAGGUGCCCAGCCCUGUCAAAGAUGAUAAGGUAAAACCACUUUUUGAAAAACCAGACGAGGAGGCUCCUAGCCCAGAUAAAGUGGAUGAUGUAAAAUCAUCGUUGGAAAAGCCAGAAGAGAAGAUGCCUAGCCCUGAUAAAGAUGACAAGGCAAAAUACCUUUUAGAAAAGCCAGGUGAGAAGGUACCAAGCCCUGUCGAAGAUGACAAGGUAAAACCAUUAUUUGAAAAACCAGACGACAAGGCUCCUAGCCCCGAUAAAGUGGAUGAGGAAACACCAUCAUUGGGAAAGCCAGACGAGAAAGCCCGUAGUCCGGUUGAAGAAAAAGAACUAAAACCAUCAUUAGAAAAGGUCGACGAAAAGGUGCCUAGCCCUGCGAAAGACGAUAAGGCCAAACCACUUUUAGAAAAGGCCGACGAGAAGGUGCCUAGCCCUGUCGUAGAUGACAAGGUGAAACCACUUUUUGAAAAACCAGACGAGAAGGCUCCUAGCCCAGAUAAAGUGGGUGAAGUAAAACCAUCAUUGGUAAAGCCAGACGAGAAAGCCCCUAGUCCGGUUGAAGAAAAAGAACUAAAACCAUCAUUGGAAAAGGUCGACGAAAAGGUACCUAGCCCUGUCGAAGAUGACAAGGUAAAACCAUUAUUUGAAAAACCAGACGAGGAGGCUCCUAGCCCCGUCCAAGAUGACAAGGAGAAACAACUUGUUGAAAAACCAGACGACAAGGCUCCUAGCCCCGAUAAAGUGGAUGAUGUAAAACCAUCAUUGGUAAAGCCAGACGAGAAAGCUCCUAGUCCGGUUGAAGAAAAAGAGGUAAAACCAUCAUUGGAAAAGGUCGACGAAAAGGUACCUAGCCCUGUCGAAGAUGACAAGGUAAAACCAUUAUUUGAAAAACCAGACGAGAAGGCUCCUAGCCCCGUCCAAGAUGACAAGGAGAAACCACUUGUUGAAAAACCAGACGACAAGGCUCCUAGCCUCGAUAAAGUGGAUGAGGUAAAACCAUCAUUGGUAAAGCCAGACGAGAAAGCUCCUAGUCCGGUUGAAGAAGAAGAGGUAAAACCAUCAUUGGAAAAGGUCGACGAAAAGGUGCCUAGCCCUGCGAAAGACGACAAGGCCAAACCACUUUUAGAAAAGGCCGACGAGAAGGUGUCUAGCCCUGUCGAAGAUGACAAGGUAAAACCACAUUUUGAAAAACCAGACGAGAAGGUGCCUAGUCCCGUCAAAGAUGACAAGGUGAAACCAGUUUUUGAAAAACCAGACGAGAAGGCUCCUAGCCCAGAUAAAGUGGGUGAGGUCGACGAAAAGGUACCUAGCCCUGUCGAAGAUGACAAGGUAAAACCACAUUUUGAAAAACCAGACGAGAAGGUGCCUAGUCCCGUCAAAGAUGACAAGGUGAAACCAGUUUUUGAAAAACCAGACGAGAAGGCUCCUAGCCCAGAUAAAGUGGGUGAGGUAAAACCAUCAUUGGUAAAGCCAGACGAGAAAGCCCCUAGUCCGGUUGAAGAAAAAGAACUAAAACCAUCAUUAGAAAAGGUCGACGAAAAGAUACCUAGCCCUGUCGAAGAUGACAAGGUAAAACCAUUAUUUGAAAAACCAGACGAGAAGGCUCCUAGCCCCGUCCAAGAUGACAAGGAGAAACCACUUGUUGAAAAACCAGACGACAAGGCUCCUAGCCUCGAUAAAGUGGAUGAGGUAAAACCAUCAUUGGUAAAGCCAGACGAGAAAGCUCCUAGUCCGGUUGAUGAAGAAGAGGUAAAACCAUCAUUGGAAAAGGUCGACGAAAAGGUGCCUAGCCCUGCGAAAGACGACAAGGCCAAACCACUUUUAGAAAAGGCCGACGAGAAGGUGUCUAGCCCUGUCGAAGAUGACAAGGUAAAACCACAUUUUGAAAAACCAGACGAGAAGGUGCCUAGUCCCGUCAAAGAUGACAAGGUGAAACCAGUUUUUGAAAAACCAGACGAGAAGGCUCCUAGCCCAGAUAAAGUGGGUGAGGUCGACGAAAAGGUACCUAGCCCUGUCGAAGAUGACAAGGUAAAACCACAUUUUGAAAAACCAGACGAGAAGGUGCCUAGUCCCGUCAAAGAUGACAAGGUGAAACCAGUUUUUGAAAAACCAGACGAGAAGGCUCCUAGCCCAGAUAAAGUGGGUGAGGUAAAACCAUCAUUGGUAAAGCCAGACGAGAAAGCCCCUAGUCCGGUUGAAGAAAAAGAACUAAAACCAUCAUUAGAAAAGGUCGACGAAAAGAUACCUAGCCCUGUCGAAGAUAACAAGGUAAAACCAUUAUUUGAAAAACCAGACGAGAAGGCUCCCCGCCCCGUCCAAGAUGACAAGGAGAAAUCACUUGUUGGAAAACCAGACGACAAGGCUCCUAGCCCCGAUAAAGUGCAUGAGGAAACACCAUCAUUGGGAAAGCCAGACGAGAAAGCCCGUAGUCCGGUUGAAGAAAAAGAACUAAAACCAUCAUUGGAAAAGGUCGACGAAAAGGUGCCUAGCCCUGCGAAAGACGAUAAGGCCAAACCACUUUUAGAAAAGGCCGACGAGAAGGUGCCUAGCCCCGUCCAAGAUGACAAGGAGAAACAACUUGUUGAAAAACCAGACGACAAGGCUCCUAGCCCCGAUAAAGUGGAUGAUGUAAAACCAUCAUUGGUAAAGCCAGACGAGAAAGCUCCUAGUCCGGUUGAAGAAAAAGAGGUACCUAGCCCUGUCGAAGAUGACAAGGUAAAACCAUUAUUUGAAAAACCAGACGAGAAGGCUCCUAGCCCCGUCCAAGAUGACAAGGAGAAACAACUUGUUGAAAAACCAGACGACAAGGCUCCUAGCCCCGAUAAAGUGGAUGAUGUAAAACCAUCAUUGGUAAAGCCAGACGAGAAAGCUCCUAGUCCGGUUGAAGAAGAAGAGGUAAAACCAUCAUUGGAAAAGGUCGACGAAAAGGUGCCUAGCCCUGCGAAAGACGACAAGGCCAAACCACUUUUAGAAAAGGCCGACGAGAAGGUGUCUAGCCCUGUCGAAGAUGACAAGGUAAAACCACAUUUUGAAAAACCAGACGAGAAGGUGCCUAGUCCCGUCAAAGAUGACAAGGUGAAACCAGUUUUUGAAAAACCAGACGAGAAGGCUCCUAGCCCAGAUAAAGUGGGUGAGGUAAAACCAUCAUUGGUAAAGCCAGACGAGAAAGCCCCUAGUCCGGUUGAAGAAAAAGAACAAAAACCAUCAUUGGAAAAGGUCGACGAAAAGGUACCUAGCCCUGUCGAAGAUGACAAGGUAAAACCACAUUUUGAAAAACCAGACGAGAAGGUGCCUAGUCCCGUCAAAGAUGACAAGGUGAAACCAGUUUUUGAAAAACCAGACGAGAAGGCUCCUAGCCCAGAUAAAGUGGGUGAGGUAAAACCAUCAUUGGUAAAGCCAGACGAGAAAGCCCCUAGUCCGGUUGAAGAAAAAGAACUAAAACCAUCAUUAGAAAAGGUCGACGAAAAGAUACCUAGCCCUGUCGAAGAUGACAAGGUAAAACCAUUAUUUGAAAAACCAGACGAGAAGGCUCCCCGCCCCGUCCAAGAUGACAAGGAGAAAUCACUUGUUGGAAAACCAGACGACAAGGCUCCUAGCCCCGAUAAAGUGGAUGAGGAAACACCAUCAUUGGGAAAGCCAGACGAGAAAGCCCGUAGUCCGGUUGAAGAAAAAGAACUAAAACCAUCAUUGGAAAAGGUCGACGAAAAGGUGCCUAGCCCUGCGAAAGACGAUAAGGCCAAACCACUUUUAGAAAAGGCCGACGAGAAGGUGCCUAGCCCUGUCGUAGAUGACAAGGUGAAACCACUUUUUGAAAAACCAGACGAGAAGGCUCCUAGCCCAGAUAAAGUGGGUGAAGUAAAACCAUCAUUGGUAAAGCCAGACGAGAAAGCCCCUAGUCCGGUUGAAGAAAAAGAACUAAAACCAUCAUACGAGGAGGCUCCUAGCCCCGUCCAAGAUGAUAAGGAGAAACAACUUGUUGAAAAACCAGAGGACAAGGCUCCUAGCCCCGAUAAAGUGGAUGAUGUAAAACCAUCAUUGGUAAAGCCAGACGAGAAAGCUCCUAGUCCGGUUGAAGAAAAAGAGGUACCUAGCCCUGUCGAAGAUGACAAGGUAAAACCAUUAUUUGAAAAACCAGACGAGAAGGCUCCUAGCUCCGUCCAAGAUGACAAGGAGAAACCACUUGUUGAAAAACCAGACGACAAGGCUCCUAGCCUCGAUAAAGUGGAUGAGGUAAAACCAUCAUUGGUAAAGCCAGACGAGAAAGCUCCUAGUCCGGUUGAAGAAGAAGAGUUAAAACCAUCAUUGGAAAAGGUCGACGAAAAGGUGCCUAGCCCUGCGAAAGACGACAAGGCCAAACCAUUUUUAGAGAAGGCCGACGAGAAGGUGUCUAGCCCUGUCGAAGAUGACAAGGUAAAACCACAUUUAGAAAAACCAGACGAGAAGGUGCCUAGUCCCGUCAAAGAUGACAAGGUGAAACCAGUUUUUGAAAAACCAGACGAGGAGGCUCCUAGCCCAGAUAAAAUGGAUGAUGUAAAAUCAUCGUUGGAAAAGCCAGAAGAGAAGAUGCCUAGCCCUGAUAAAGAUGACAAGGCAAAAUACCUUUUAGAAAAGCCAGGUGAGAAGGUACCAAGCCCUGUCGAAGAUGACAAGGUAAAACCAUUAUUUGAAAAACCAGACGACAAGGCUCCUAGCCCCGUCCAAGAUGACAAGGAGAAACUACUUGUUGAAAAACCAGACGAGAAGGUUCCUAGCCCCGAUAAAGUGGAUGAUGUAAAACCAUCAUUGGAAAAACCAGAAGAGAAGAUGCCAAGCCCUGAUAAAGAUGACAAGGCAAAAUACCUUUUAGAAAAGCCAGGUGAGAAGGUGCCAAGCCCUGUCGAAGAUGACAAGGUAAAACCAUUAUUUGAAAAACCAGACGACAAGGCUCCUAGCCCCGAUAAAGUGGAUGAGGUAAAACCAUCAUUGGGAAAGCCAGACGAGAAAGCCCGUAGUCCGGUUGAAGAAAAAGAACUAAAACCAUCAUUGGAAAAGGUCGACGAAAAGGUGCCUAGCCCUGCGAAAGACGACAAGGCCAAACCACUUUUAGAAAAGGCCGACGAGAAGGUGCCUGGCCCUGUCGUAGAUGACAAGGUGAAACCACUUUUUGAAAAACCAGACGAGAAGUCUCCUAGCCCAGAUAAAGUGGGUGAGGUACAACCAUCAUUGGUAAAGCCAGACGAGAAAGCCCCUAGUCCGGUUGAAGAAAAAGAACUAAAACCAUCAUUGGAAAAGGUCGACGAAAAGGUGCCUAGCCCUGUCGUAGAUGACAAGGUAAAAUCAUUAUUUGAAAAACCAGACGAGAAGACUCCUAGCCCCGUCCAAGAUGACAAGGAGAAACCACUUCUUGAAAAACCAGACGACAAGGCUCCUAGCCCCGAUAAAGUGGAUGAGGUAAAACCAUCAUUGAUAAAGUCAGACGAGAAAGCUCCUAGUCCGGUUGAAGAAGAAGAGGUAAAACCAUCAUUGGAAAAGGUCGACGAAAAGGUGCCUAGCCCUGCGAAAGACGAUAAAGCCAAACCACUUUUAGAAAAGGCCGACGAGAAGGUGCCUAGCCCUGUCGUUGAUGACAAGGUGAAACCACUUUUUGAAAAACCAGACGAGAAGUCUCCUAGCCCAGAUAAGGUGGGUGAGGUACAACCAUCAUUGGUAAAGCCAGACGAGAAAGCCCCUAGUCCGGUUGAAGAAAAAGAACUAAAACCAUCAUUGGAAAAGGUCGACGAAAAGGUACCUAGCCCUGUCGAAGAUGACAAGGUAAAACCAUUAUUUGAAAAACCAGACGAGAAGGCUCCUAGCCCCGUCCAAGAUGACAAGGAGAAACCACUUGUUGAAAAACCAGACGACAAGGCUCCUAGCCCCGAUAAAGUGGAUGAGGUAAAACCAUCAUUGGUAAAGCCAGACGAGAAAGCUCCUAGUCCGGUUGAAGAAGAAGAGGUAAAACCAUCAUUGGAAAAGGUCGAGGAAAAGGUGCCUAGCCCUGUCGUAGAUGACAAGGUGAAACCACUUGUUGAAAAACCAGACGACAAGGCUCCUAGCCCCGAUAAAGUGGAUGAGGUAAAACCAUCAUUGGUAAAGCCAGACGAGAAAGAUCCUAGUCCGGUUGAAGAAGAAGAGGUAAAACCAUCAUUGGAAAAGGUCGACGAAAAGGUGCCUAGCCCUGCGAAAGACGAUAAGGCCAAACCACUUUUAGAAAAGGCUGACGAGAAGGUACCUGGCCCUGUCGUAGAUGACAAGAAGUCUCCUAGCCCAGAUAAAGUGGGUGAGGUACAACCAUCAUUGGUAAAGCCAGACGAGAAAGCCCCUAGUCCGGUUGAAGAAAAAGAACUAAAACCAUCAUUGGAAAAGGUCGACGAAAAGGUGCCUAGCCCUGUCGUAGAUGACAAGGUAAAAUCAUUAUUUGAAAAACCAGACGAGAAGACUCCUAGCCCCGUCCAAGAUGACAAGGAGAAACCACUUCUUGAAAAACCAGACGACAAGGCUCCUAGCCCCGAUAAAGUGGAUGAGGUAAAACCAUCAUUGAUAAAGUCAGACGAGAAAGCUCCUAGUCCGGUUGAAGAAGAAGAGGUAAAACCAUCAUUGGAAAAGGUCGACGAAAAGGUGCCUAGCCCUGCGAAAGACGAUAAAGCCAAACCACUUUUAGAAAAGGCCGACGAGAAGGUGCCUAGCCCUGUCGUUGAUGACAAGGUGAAACCACUUUUUGAAAAACCAGACGAGAAGUCUCCUAGCCCAGAUAAGGUGGGUGAGGUACAACCAUCAUUGGUAAAGCCAGACGAGAAAGCCCCUAACGAGAAGGCUCCUAGCCCCGUCCAAGAUGACAAGGAGAAACCACUUGUUGAAAAACCAGACGACAAGGCUCCUAGCCCCGAUAAAGUGGAUGAGGUAAAACCAUCAUUGGUAAAGCCAGACGAGAAAGCUCCUAGUCCGGUUGAAGAAGAAGAGGUAAAACCAUCAUUGGAAAAGGUCGAGGAAAAGGUGCCUAGCCCUGUCGUAGAUGACAAGGUGAAACCACUUGUUGAAAAACCAGACGACAAGGCUCCUAGCCCCGAUAAAGUGGAUGAGGUAAAACCAUCAUUGGUAAAGCCAGACGAGAAAGCUCCUAGUCCGGUUGAAGAAGAAGAGGUAAAACCAUCAUUGGAAAAGGUCGACGAAAAGGUGCCUAGCCCUGCGAAAGACGAUAAGGCCAAACCACUUUUAGAAAAGGCUGACGAGAAGGUACCUGGCCCUGUCGUAGAUGACAAGGUGAAACCGCUUUUUGAAAAACCAGACGAGAAGUCUCCUAGCCCAGAUAAAGUGGGUGAGGUACAACCAUCAUUGGUAAAGCCAGACGAGAAAGCCCCUAGUCCGGUUGAAGAAAAAGAACUAAAACCAUCAUUGGAAAAGGUCGACGAAAAGGUGCCUAGCCCUGUCGUAGAUGACAAGGUGAAACCACUUUUUGCAAAACCAGACGAGAAGUCUCCUAGCCCAGAUAAAGUGGGUGAGGUACAACCAUCAUUGGUAAAGCCAGACGAGAAAGCCCCUAGUCCGGUUGAAGAAAAAGAACUAAAACCAUCAUUGGAAAAGGUCGACGAAAAGGUGCCUAGCCCUGCGAAAGACGACAAGGCCAAACCACUUUUAGAGAAGGCCGACGAGAAGUUGUCUAGCCCUGUCGAAGAUGACAAGGUAAAACCACAUUUAGAAAAACCAGACGAGAAGGUGCCUAGUCCCGUCAAAGAUGACAAGGUGAAACCAGUUUUUGAAAAACCAGACGAGAAGGCUCCCAGCCCCGUCCAAGAUGACAAGGUGAAACCACAUUUUGAAAAACCAGACGAGAAGGCUCCUAGCCCCGUCCAAGAUGACAAGGAGAAACCACUUGUUGAAAAACCAGACGACAAGGCUCCUAGCCCCGAUAAAGUGGAUGAGCUAAAACCAUCAUUGGUAAAGCCAGACGAGAAAGCUCCUAGUCCGGUUGAAGAAAAAGAGGUAAAACCAUCAUUGGAAAAGGUCGACGAAAAGGUACCUAGCCCUGUCGAAGAUGACAAGGUAAAACCACAUUUUGUAAAACCAGACGAGAAGGUGCCUAGUCCCGUCAAAGAUGACAAGGUGAAACCAGUUUUUGAAAAACCAGACGAGAAGGCUCCUAGCCCCGUCCAAGAUGACAAGGAGAAACCACUUGUUGAAAAACCAGACGACAAGGCUCCUAGCCCCGAUAAAGUGGAUGAGGUAAAACCAUCAUUGGUAAAGCCAGACGAGAAACCUCCUAGUCCGGUUGGAAGAGAAGAAGUAAAACCAUCAUUGAAAAUGGCAAAAGACAAGGUUCCUAGCCCUGACAAAGAUGACAAGGCCAAACCACUUUCAGAAAAGGCCGACGAGAAGGUGCCUAGCCCUGUCGAAGAUGAUAAAGUGAAACCGCUUUUUGAAAAACCAGACGAGAAGGCUCCUAGCCCCGAUAAAGUGGAUAAAGUAAAACCAUCAUUGGGAAAGCCAGAAGAGAAGAUGCCAAGCCCUGAUAAAGAUGAAAAAGCAAAACAACUUUUAGAGAAGGCCGACGAGAAGGUGCCAAGCCCCGUCCAAGAUGACAAGGUGAAACCACUUGUUGAAAAACUAGACGAAAAGGCUCCUAGGCCAGAUAAAGUGGAUGAUUUAAAACUAUCAUUAGUAAAGCCAGACGAGAAAGCUCAUAUUCCGGUUGAAGAAAAAGAGGUUAAACCAUCAUUGGAAAAGGCAAAAGACAAGGUGCCUAGCCCUGAUAAAGACGACAAGGCCAAGCCAUUUUCAGAAAAGGCCGACGAGAAAGUGCCGAGCCCCGUCAGAGAUGACAAAAGGAAACCACUUUUUGAAAAACCAGACGAGAAGGCUCCUAGCCCCGAUAAAGUGGAUGAUGUAAAACCAUCAAUGGAAGAGCCAAAAGAGAAGAUGCCAAGCCCUGAUAAAGAUGAAAAGGCAAAACAACUUUUAGAAAAGCCAGGUGAGAAGGUGCCAAGCCCUGUCGUAGAUGACAAGGUGAAAUCACUUUUUGAAAAACCAGACGAGAAGUCCCCUAGCCCAGAUAAAGUGGGUGAGGUACAACCAUCAUUGGUAAAGCAAGACGAGAAAGCCCCUAGUCCGAUUGAAGAAAAAGAACUACAACCAUCAUUGGAAAAGGUCGACGAAAAGGUACCUAGCCCUGUCGAAGAUGACAAGGAGAAACCACUUGUUGAAAAACCAGACGACAAGGCUCCUAGCCCCGAUAAAGUGGAUGAGGUAAAACCAUCAUUGGUAAAGCCAGACGAGAAAGCUCCUAGUCCGGUUGAAGAAGAAGAGGUAAAACCAUCAUUGGAAACGGUCGACGAAAAGGUGCCUAGCCCUACGAAAGACGACAAGGCCAAACCACGUGUAGAGAAGGCCGACGAGAAGGUGUCUAGCCCUGUCGAAGAUGAUAAAGUGAAACCACUUUUUGAAAAACCAGACGAGAAGGCUCCUAGCCCAGAUAAACUGGGUGAGGUAAAACCAUCAUUGGUAAAGCCAGACGAGAAAGCCCCUAGUCCGGUUGAAGAAAAAGAACUAAAACCAUCAUUGGAAAAGGUCGACGAAAAGGUACCUAGCCCUGUCGAAAAUGACAAGGUAAAACCAUUAUUUGAAAAACCAGACGAGAAGGCUCCCAGCCCCGUCCAAGAUGACAAGGAGAAACCACUUGUUGAAAAACUAGACGACAAGGCUCCUAGCCCCGAUAAAGUGGAUGAGGUAAAACCAUCAUUGGUAAAGCCAGACGAGAAAGCUCCUAGUCCGGUUGAAGAAGAAGAGGUAAAACCAUCAUUGGAAAAGGUCGACGAAAAGGUGCCUAGCCCUACGAAAGACGACAAGGCCAAACCACUUGUAGAGAAGGCCGACGAGAAGGUGUCUAGCCCUGUCGAAUAUGACAAGGUAAAACCACAUUUUGAAAAACCAGACGAGAAGGUGCCUAGCCCCGUCAAAGAUGACAAGGUGAAACCAGUUUUUGAAAAACCAGACGAGAUGUCUCUUAGCCCAGAUAAAGUGGGUGAGGUACAACCAUCAUUGGUAAAGCCAGGAGAGAAAGCCCCUAGUCCGGUUGAAGAAAAAGAACUAAAACCAUCAUUAGAAAAGGUCGACGAAAAGAUACCUAGCCCUGUCGAAGAUGACAAGGUAAAACCAUUAUUUGAAAAACCAGACGAGAAGGCUCCCCGCCCCGUCCAAGAUGACAAGGAGAAAUCACUUGUUGGAAAACCAGACGACAAGGCUCCUAGCCCCAAUAAAGUGGAUGAGGUAAAACCAUCAUUGGUAAAGCCAGACGAGAAAGCUCCUAGUCCGGUUGAAGAAGAAGUGGUAAAACUAUCAUUCGAAAAAGCAGAAGACAAGGUCCCUACCCCAGACAAAGAUGAUAAGGCCAAGCCACUGUUAGAAAAGCCUGGCGAGAAGGUGCUUAGCCCAGUCAAAGAUGACAAGGUGAAACCACUGUUUGAAAAACCAGACGAGAAGGUGCCUAGUCCCGUCAAAGAUGACAAAGUGAAACCAGUUUUUGAAAAACCAGACGAGAAGGCUCCUAGCCCAGAUAAAGUGGAUGAGGUAAAAACAUCAUUGGUAAAGCCAGACGAGAAAGCUCCAAGUCCGGUUGGAGAAGAAGAGGUAAAACCAUCAUUGGAAAAGGCAAAAGACAAGGUUCCUAGCCCUGACAAAGAUGACAAGGCCAAACCACUUUCAGAAAAGGCCGACGAGAAGGUGCCUAGUCCUGUCGAAGAUGAUAAAGUGAAAUCACUUUUUGAAAAACCAGACGAGAAGGCUCCUAGCCCAGAUAAAGUAGGUGAGGUAAAACCAUCAUUGGUAAAGCCAGACGAGAAAGCCCCUAGUCCGGUUGAAGAAAAAGAACAAAAACCAUCAUUGGAAAAGGCCGACGAGAAGGUGUCUAGCCCUGUCGAAGAUGACAAGGUAAAACCACAUUUUGAAAAACCAGACGAGAAGGUGCCUAGUCCCGUCAAAGAUGACAAGGUGAAACCAGUUUUUGAAAAACCAGACGAGAAGGCUCCUAGCCCAGAUAAAGUGGGUGAGGUAAAACCAUCAUUGGUAAAGCCAGACGAGAAAGCCCCUAGUCCGGUUGAAGAAAAAGAACUAAAACCAUCAUUAGAAAAGGUCGACGAAAAGAUACCUAGCCCUGUCGAAGAUGACAAGGUAAAACCAUUAUUUGAAAAACCAGACGAGAAGGCUCCCCGCCCCGUCCAAGAUGACAAGGAGAAACCACUUGUUGGAAAACCAGACGACAAGGCUCCUAGCCCCGAUAAAGUGGAUGAGGUAAAACCAUCAUUGGUAAAGCCAGACGAGAAAGCUCCUAGUCCGGUUGAAGAAGAAGUGGUAAAACUAUCAUUCGAAAAAGCAGAAGACAAGGUCCCUACCCCAGACAAAGAUGAUAAGGCCAAGCCACUGUUAGAAAAGCCUGGCGAGAAGGUGCUUAGCCCAGUCAAAGAUGACAAGGUGAAACCACUGUUUGAAAAACCAGACGAGAAGGUGCCUAGUCCCGUCAAAGAUGACAAAGUGAAACCAGUUUUUGAAAAACCAGACGAGAAGGUGCCUAGUCCCGUCAAAGAUGACAAAGUGAAACCAGUUUUUGAAAAACCAGACGAGAAGGCUCCUAGCCCAGAUAAAGUGGAUGAGGUAAAAACAUCAUUGGUAAAGCCAGACGAGAAAGCUCCAAGUCCGGUUGGAGAAGAAGAGGUAAAACCAUCAUUGGAAAAGGCAAAAGACAAGGUUCCUAGCCCUGACAAAGAUAACAAGGCCAAACCACUUUCAGAAAAGGCCGACGAGAAGGUGCCUAGUCCUGUCGAAGAUGAUAAAGUGAAAUCACUUUUUGAAAAACCAGACGAGAAGGCUCCUAGCCCAGAUAAAGUAGGUGAGGUAAAACCAUCAUUGGUAAAGCCAGACGAGAAAGCCCCUAGUCCGGUUGAAGAAAAAGAACAAAAACCAUCAUUGGAAAAGGCCGACGAGAAGGUGUCUAGCCCUGUCGAAGAUGACAAGGUAAAACCACAUUUUGAAAAACCAGACGAGAAGGUGCCUAGUCCCGUCAAAGAUGACAAGGUGAAACCAGUUUUUGAAAAACCAGACGAGAAGGCUCCUAGCCCAGAUAAAGUGGGUGAGGUAAAACCAUCAUUGGUAAAGCCAGACGAGAAAGCCCCUAGUCCGGUUGAAGAAAAAGAACAAAAACCAUCAUUGGAAAAGGUCGACGAAAAGGUACCUAGCCCUGUCGAAGAUGACAAGGUAAAACCACAUUUUGAAAAACCAGACGAGAAGGUGCCUAGUCCCGUCAAAGAUGACAAGGUGAAACCAGUUUUUGAAAAACCAGACGAGAAGGCUCCUAGCCCAGAUAAAGUGGGUGAGGUAAAACCAUCAUUGGUAAAGCCAGACGAGAAAGCCCCUAGUCCGGUUGAAGAAAAAGAACUAAAACCAUCAUUAGAAAAGGUCGACGAAAAGAUACCUAGCCCUGUCGAAGAUGACAAGGUAAAACCAUUAUUUGAAAAACCAGACGAGAAGGCUCCCCGCCCCGUCCAAGAUGACAAGGAGAAAUCACUUGUUGGAAAACCAGACGACAAGGCUCCUAGCCCCGAUAAAGUGGAUGAGGUAAAACCAUCAUUGGUAAAGCCAGACGAGAAAGCUCCUAGUCCGGUUGAAGAAGAAGUGGUAAAACUAUCAUUGGAAAAAGCAGAAGACAAGGUCCCUACCCCAGACAAAGAUGACAAGGCUAAGCCACUGUUAGAAAAGCCUGGCGAGAAGGUGCUUAGCCCAGUCAAAGAUGACAAGGUGAAACCACUGUUUGAAAAACCAGACGAGAAGGUGCCUAGUCCCGUCAAAGAUGACAAAGUGAAACCAGUUUUUGAAAAACCAGACGAGAAGGCUCCUAGCCCAGAUAAAGUAGAUGAGGUAAAACCAUCAUUGGUAAAGCCAGACGAGAAAGCUCCAAGUCCGAUUGGAGAAGAAGAGGUAAAACCAUCAUUGGAAAAGGCAAAAGACAAGGUUCCUAGUCCUGACAAAGAUGACAAGGCCAAACCACUUUCAGAAAAGGCCGACGAGAAGGUGCCUAGCCCGGUCGAUGAUGAUAAAGUGAAACCACUUUUUGAAAAACCAGACGAGAAGGCUCCUAGCCCAGAUAAACUGGGUGAGGUCGACGAAAAGGUGCCUAGCCCUGUCGAAGAUGACAAGGUAAAACCAUUAUUUGAAAAACCAGAUGAGAAGGCUCCCAGCCCCGUCCAAGAUGACAAGGUGAAACCACUUUUUGAUAAACCAGACGACAAGGCUCCUAGCCCCGAUAAAGUGGAUGAGGUAAAACCAUCAUUGGUAAAGCCAGACGAGAAAGCUCCUAGUCCGGUUGAAGAAGAAGAGGUAAAACCAUCAUUGGAAAAGGUCGACGAAAAGGUGCCUAGCCCUGCGAAAGACGACAAGGCCAAACCACUUUUAGAAAAGGCCGACGAGAAGGUGUCUAGCCCUGUCGAAGAUGACAAGGUAAAACCACAUUUUGAAAAACCAGACGAGAAGGCUCCCAGCCCCGUCCAAGAUGACAAGGUGAAACCACUUUUUGAUAAACCAGACGACAAGGCUCCUAGCCCCGAUAAAGUGGAUGAGGUAAAACCAUCAUUGGUAAAGCCAGACGAGAAAGCUCCUAGUCCGAUUGAAGAAGAAGAGGUAAAACUAUCAUUGGAAAAGGUCGACGAAAAGGUACCUAGCCCUGUCGAAGAUGACAAGGUAAAACCACAUUUUGAAAAACCAGACGAGAAGGUGCCUAGUCCCGUCAAAGAUGACAAGGUGAAACCAGUUUUUGAAAAACCAGACGAGAAGGCUCCUAGCCCCGAUAAAGUGGAUGAGGUAAAACCAUCAUUGGUAAAGCCAGACGAGAAAGCUCCUAGUCCGGUUGAAGAAGAAGAGGUAAAACCAUCAUUGGAAAAGGUCGACGAAAAGGUGCCUAGCCCUGCGAAAGACGACAAGGCCAAACCACUUGUAGAGAAGGCCGACGAGAAGGCCGACGAGAAGGUGUCUAGCCCUGUCGAAGAUGACAAGGUAAAACCAUUAUUUGAAAAACCAGACAAGAAGGCUCCCAGCCCCGUCCAAGAUGACAAGGUGAAACCACUUUUUGAUAAACCAGACGAUAAGGCUCCUAGCCCCGAUAAAGUGGAUGAGGUAAAACCAUCAUUGGUAAAGCCAGACGAGAAACCUCCUAGUCCGAUUGGAGAAGAAGAGGUAAAACCAUCAUUGGAAAAGGCAAAAGACAAGGUUCCUAGUCCUGACAAAGAUGACAAGGCCAAACCACUUUCAGAAAAGGCCGACGAGAAGGUGCCUAGCCCUGUCGAUGAUGAUAAAGUGAAACCACUUUUUGAAAAACCAGACGAGAAGGUGCCUAGUCCCGUCAAAGAUGACAAGGUGAAACCAGUUUUUGAAAAACCAGACGAGAAGGCUCCUAGCCCAGAUAAAGUGGGUGAGGUAAAACCAUCAUUGGUAAAGCCAGACGAGAAAGCUCCUAGUCCGGUUGAAGAAGAAGAGGUAAAACUAUCAUUGGAAAAGGUCGACGAAAAGGUGCCUAGCCCUGCGAAAGACGACAAGGCCAAACCACUUGUAGAGAAGGCCGACGAGAAGGCCGACGAGAAGGUGUCUAGCCCUGUCGAAGAUGACAAGGUAAAACCACAUUUUGAAAAACCAGACGAGAAGGUGCCUAGUCCCGUCAAAGAUGACAAGGUGAAACCAGUUUUUGAAAAACCAGACGAGAAGGCUCCUAGCCCAGAUAAAGUGGGUGAGGUAAAACCAUCAUUGGUAAAGCCAGACGAGAAAGCCCCUAGUCCGGUUGAAGAAAAAGAACAAAAACCAUCAUUGGAAAAGGUCGACGAAAAGGUACCUAGCCCUGUCAAAGAUGACAAGGUAAAACCAUUAUUUGAAAAACCAGACGAGAAGGCUCCCAGCCCCGUCCAAGAUGACAAGGUGAAACCACUUUUUGAUAAACCAGACGAUAAGGCUCCUAGCCCCGAUAAAGUGGAUGAGGUAAAACCAUCAUUGGUAAAGCCAGACGAGAAAGCCCCUAGUCCGGUUGAAGAAAAAGAACAAAAACCAUCAUUGGAAAAGGCCGACGAGAAGGUGUCUAGCCCUGUCGAAGAUGACAAGGUAAAACCACAUUUUGAAAAACCAGACGAGAAGGUGCCUAGUCCCGUCAAAGAUGACAAGGUGAAACCAGUUUUUGAAAAACCAGACGAGAAGGCUCCUAGCCCAGAUGAAGUGGGUGAGGUCGACGAAAAGGUACCUAGCCCUGUCGAAGAUGACAAGGUAAAACCACAUUUUGAAAAACCAGACGAGAAGGUGCCUAGUCCCGUCAAAGAAGACAAAGUGAAACCAGUUUUUGAAAAACCAGACGAGAAGGCUCCUAGCCCAGAUAAAGUGGAUGAGGUAAAACCAUCAUUGGUAAAGCCAGACGAGAAAGCUCCAAGUCCGAUUGGAGAAGAAGAGGUAAAACCAUCAUUGGAAAAGGCAAAAGACAAGGUUCCUAGUCCUGACAAAGAUGACAAGGCCAAACCACUUUCAGAAAAGGCCGACGAGAAGGUGCCUAGCCCUGCGAAAGACGACAAGGCCAAACCACUUGUAGAGAAGGCCGACGAGAAGGCCGACGAGAAGGUGUCUAGCCCUGUCGAAGAUGACAAGGUAAAACCACAUUUUGAAAAACCAGACGAGAAGGUGCCUAGUCCCGUCAAAGAUGACAAGGUGAAACCAGUUUUUGAAAAACCAGACGAGAAGGCUCCUAGCCCAGAUAAAGUGGGUGAGGUAAAACCAUCAUUGGUAAAGCCAGACGAGAAAGCCCCUAGUCCGGUUGAAGAAAAAGAACAAAAACCAUCAUUGGAAAAGGUCGACGAAAAGGUACCUAGCCCUGUCAAAGAUGACAAGGUAAAACCAUUAUUUGAAAAACCAGACGAGAAGGCUCCCAGCCCCGUCCAAGAUGACAAGGUGAAACCACUUUUUGAUAAACCAGACGAUAAGGCUCCUAGCCCCGAUAAAGUGGAUGAGGUAAAACCAUCAUUGGUAAAGCCAGACGAGAAAGCCCCUCGUCCGGUUGAAGAAAAAGAACAAAAACCAUCAUUGGAAAAGGCCGACGAGAAGGUGUCUAGCCCUGUCGAAGAUGACAAGGUAAAACCACAUUUUGAAAAACCAGACGAGAAGGUGCCUAGUCCCGUCAAAGAUGACAAGGUGAAACCAGUUUUUGAAAAACCAGACGAGAAGGCUCCUAGCCCAGAUAAAGUGGGUGAGGUAAAACCAUCAUUGGUAAAGCCAGACGAGAAAGCCCCUAGUCCGGUUGAAGAAAAAGAACAAAAACCAUCAUUGGAAAAGGCCGACGAGAAGGUGCCUAGCCCUGCGAAAGACGACAAGGCCAAACCACUUGUAGAGAAGGCCGACGAGAAGGCCGACGAGAAGGUGUCUAGCCCUGUCGAAGAUGACAAGGUAAAACCACAUUUUGAAAAACCAGACGAGAAGGUGCCUAGUCCCGUCAAAGAUGACAAGGUGAAACCAGUUUUUGAAAAACCAGACGAGAAGGCUCCUAGCCCAGAUAAAGUGGGUGAGGUAAAACCAUCAUUGGUAAAGCCAGACGAGAAAGCCCCUAGUCCGGUUGAAGAAAAAGAACAAAAACCAUCAUUGGAAAAGGUCGACGAAAAGGUACCUAGCCCUGUCAAAGAUGACAAGGUAAAACCAUUAUUUGAAAAACCAGACGAGAAGGCUCCCAGCCCCGUCCAAGAUGACAAGGUGAAACCACUUUUUGAUAAACCAGACGAUAAGGCUCCUAGCCCCGAUAAAGUGGAUGAGGUAAAACCAUCAUUGGUAAAGCCAGACGAGAAAGCCCCUAGUCCGGUUGAAGAAAAAGAACAAAAACCAUCAUUGGAAAAGGCCGACGAGAAGGUGUCUAGCCCUGUCGAAGAUGACAAGGUAAAACCACAUUUUGAAAAACCAGACGAGAAGGUGCCUAGUCCCGUCAAAGAUGACAAGAAGGCUCCUAGCCCAGAUAAAGUGGGUGAGGUAAAACCAUCAUUGGUAAAGCCAGACGAGAAAGCCCCUAGUCCGGUUGAAGAAAAAGAACAAAAACCAUCAUUGGAAAAGGCAAAAGACAAGGUUCCUAGUCCUGACAAAGAUGACAAGGCCAAACCACUUUCAGAAAAGGCCGACGAGAAGGUGCCUAGCCCGGUCGAUGAUGAUAAAGUGAAACCACUUUUUGAAAAACCAGACGAGAAGGCUCCUAGCCCAGAUAAACUGGGUGAGGUAAAACCAUCAUUGGUAAAGCCAGACGAGAAAGCCCCUAGUCCGGUUGAAGAAAAAGAACUAAAACCAUCAUUGGAAAAGGUCGACGAAAAGGUGCCUAGCCCUGUCGAAGAUGACAAGGUAAAACCAUUAUUUGAAAAACCAGAUGAGAAGGCUCCCAGCCCCGUCCAAGAUGACAAGGUGAAACCACUUUUUGAUAAACCAGACGACAAGGCUCCUAGCCCCGAUAAAGUGGAUGAGGUAAAACCAUCAUUGGUAAAGCCAGACGAGAAAGCUCCUAGUCCGGUUGAAGAAGAAGAGGUAAAACCAUCAUUGGAAAAGGUCGACGAAAAGGUGCCUAGCCCUGCGAAAGACGACAAGGCCAAACCACUUUUAGAAAAGGCCGACGAGAAGGUGUCUAGCCCUGUCGAAGAUGACAAGGUAAAACCACAUUUUGAAAAACCAGACGAGAAGGCUCCCAGCCCCGUCCAAGAUGACAAGGUGAAACCACUUUUUGAUAAACCAGACGACAAGGCUCCUAGCCCCGAUAAAGUGGAUGAGGUAAAACCAUCAUUGGUAAAGCCAGACGAGAAAGCUCCUAGUCCGAUUGAAGAAGAAGAGAAGGCUCCUAGCCCCGUCCAAGAUGACAAGGAGAAACCACUUGUUGAAAAACCAGACGACAAGGCUCCUAGCCUCGAUAAAGUGGAUGAGGUAAAACCAUCAUUGGUAAAGCCAGACGAGAAAGCUCCUAGUCCGGUUGAAGAAGAAGAGGUAAAACCAUCAUUGGAAAAGGUCGACGAAAAGGUGCCUAGCCCUGCGAAAGACGACAAGGCCAAACCACUUUUAGAAAAGGCCGACGAGAAGUUGCCUAGCCCUGUCGAAGAUGACAAGGUAAAACCACAUUUUAAAAAACCAGACGAGAAGGUGCCUAGCCCCGUCAAAGAUGACAAGGCAAAACCACUUUUAGAAAAGCCUGACGAGAAAGCUCCUAGUCCAGAUAAAGUGGAUGAGGUAAAACCAUCAAUUGUAAAGCCAGACGACAAAGCUCCUAGUCCGGUUGAAGAAGAAGAGGUAAAACCAUCAUUGGAAAAAGCAGAAUACAAGGUCACUACCCCAGACAAAAAUGACAAGGCCAAACCACUGUUAGAAAAGCCUGGCGGGAAGAUGCUUAGCCCAGUCAAAGAUGACAAGGUGAAACCACUGUUUGAAAAACUAGAAGAGAAGGCUUCUAGCACAGAUAAAGUGGUUGAGGUAAAACCAUCAUUGGUUAAGCCUGACGAGAAAGCUCCUAGCCCGAUUAAAGAAGAAGAGGUAAAAGCAUCAUUAGAAAAGCCAGACGGCAAAGUGACUAGCCCUUUCAAAGAUGACAAGGCAAAACCACUUUUUGAAAAGCCAGACGAGAAGGCUCCUAGCCCAGAUAAAGUGGAUGAGGUAAAACCAUCAUUGGUAAUGCCAGUCGAGAAAGCUCCUAGUCCGGUUGAAGUAGAAGAGGUAAAACCAUCAUUGGAAAAGGCAGAAGACAAGGUGCCUAGCCCUGACAAAGACGACAAGGCCAAACCACUUUUAGAAAAGGCCGAUGAGAAGGCUCCCAGCCCCGUCAAAGAUGUCAAGGCCAAACCACUUUUAGAAAAGCCAGGCGAGAAGGUGCCAAGCCCAGAUAAAAUGGAUGAUGUAUCACCAACAUUGGUAAAGCAAGACGAGAAAGCUCCUAGUCCGGUUGAAGAAGAAGAGGUAAAACCAUCAUUGGAAAAGGAAGAAGACAAGGUGCCUACCCCAGACAAAGAUGACAAGGCCAAACCACUUUUAGAAAAGCCUGGCGAGAAGGUGCUUAGCCCUGUCAAAGAUGACAAGGUAAAACCACUAUUUGAAAAACCAGACGAGAAGGCUCCUAGCCCGGAUAAAGUGGACGAAGUAAAACCAUCAUUGGUAAAGCAAGACGAGAAAGCUGCUAGUCCGGUUGAAGAAGAAGAGGUAAAACCAUCACUGGAAAAGGCAGUAGACAAGGUUCCUAGCCCUGACAAAGAUGACAAGGCCAAACCACUUUUAGAAAAGCCAGGCGAGAAGGUGCCAAGCCCAGAUAAAGUGGAUGAUGUAACACCAACAUUGAUCAAGCCAGACGAGAAAGCUCCUAGUCCGGUUGAAGAAGAAGAGGUAAAACCAUCAUUGGAAAAAGCAGAAGACAAGGUUCCUACCCCAGACAAAGAUGACAAGGCCAAACCACUUUUAGAAAAGCCUGGCGAGAAAGUGCUUAGCCCUGUCAAAGAUGACAAGGUAAAACCACUAUUUGAAAAAUCAGACGAGAAGGCUCCUAGCCCGGAUAAAGUGGACGAAGUAAAACCAUCAUUGGUAAAGCAAGACGAGAAAGCUCCUAGUCCGGUUGAAGAAGAAGAGGUAAAAGCAUCAUUGGAAAAAGCAGAAGACAAGGUGCCUACCCCAGACAAAGAUGACAAGGCUAAACCACUUUUAGAAAAGCCUGGCGAGAAGGUGCUUAGCCCUGUCAAAGAUGACAAGGUAAAACCACUAUUUGAAAAAUCAGACGAGAAGGCUCCUAGCCCGGAUAAAGUCGACGAAGUAAAACCAUCAUUGGUAAAGCAAGACGAGAAAGCUCCUAGUCCGGUUGAAGAAGAAGACGUAAAACCAUCAUUGGAAAAAGCAGAAGAUAAGGUGGCUACCCCAGACAAAGAUGACAAGGCCAAACCACUUUUAGAAAAGCCUGGCAAGAAGGUGCCAAGCCCUGUCAAAGAUGACAAGGUAAAACCACUAUUUGAAAAACUAGACGAGAAGGCUCCUAUCCCGGAUAAAGUGGGCGAAGUAAAACCAUCAUUGGUAAAGCAAGACGAGAAAGCUCCUAGUCCGGUUGAAGAAGAAGAGGUAAAACCAUCACUGCAAAAGGCAGAAGACAAGGUUCCUAGCCCUGACAAAGAUGACAAGGCCAAACCACUUUUAGAAAAGCCAGGCGAGAAGGUGCCAAGCCCAGAUAAAGUGGAUGUUGUAACACCAACUUUGGUCAAGCCAGACGAGGAAGCUCCUAGUCCGGUUGAAGAAGAAGAGGUAAAACCAUCAUUGGAAAAAGCAGAAUACAAGGUCACUACCCCAGACAAAGACGACAAGGCCAAAACACUUUUAGAAAAGCCUGGCGAGAAGGUGCUUAGUCCUGUCAAAGAUGACAAGGUAAAACCACUAUUUGAAAAACCAGACGAGAAGGCUCCUAGCCCGGAUAAAUCGGAGGAGGUAAAACCAUCAUUGGAAAAGUCAGACGAGAAGGCUCCUAGCCCAGAUAAAGUGGAUAAGGUAAAACCAUCACUCGAAAAGGCAGAAGACAAGGUGCCUACCCCAGACAAAGAUGACAAGGCCAAACCACUUUUAGAAAAACCAGACGAGAAGCCUUCAAGCCCCGAUAAAGUGGAUGAGGUAAAAUCGACAUUGGAAAAGUCAGCUGAGGAGGCACCUAGUCCAGUUAAAGAAGAUAAAGAAAAACUAGAUCUUGCAAAGCCAGAAGAGAAACUAUAUAGCCCUGUCAAAGAUGACAAGGCGAAACUACUGUUAGAAAAGCCAGACGAGAAGGCUCCUAGCUCGAUUGAAGAAGAAGAGUUAAAGCUAUCAUUGGAAAAACCAGAAGAGAAGGCAGCAAGUCCAGUUAAAGAAGAUAAAGAAAAAUUCGAUCACGUGAAGCCGGGAGAAAAGAUGCCUAGCUCUGUCAAAGAUGAGAAGGAUAAACCACUUUUAGAAAAGCCAGGCGAGAAGACACCAAGUCCUGUUAUAGAAGACAAAGAAAAACUGGAUCUCGGAAAGCUAAAAGAGAAGUUGCCUAGUCCUCUCAAAGAUAACCAGGUGAAACCUCUUUUAGAAAAGCCCGACCAGGAAACUCCGAGUCCAAUUUCGGAAGACACUGAAAAAGUUGAUCUUGAUGAGCUAGAGAAGAUUAUUCCUAGCGCUGUCAAAGAUGACAAGUUGGCACCCCUUUCAGAAAAACCAGACGAGAAGUCGCCCAGUCACGUAAAAGAAGACAAAGUAAAAUCAUUAUUUGAAAAACCAGAUGAGAAAAUACCAAGCCCAAUUAAAGACGACAAAGAAAAACCCAUUCAUGAAAUGCCUGACAUGAAGGCUCCUAGUCCUAUUAGAGAAGUUGAGGUUAAACCUGAUCUUGAAAAGCCUUUGGAGAAAGGUUCUAGCCCCGUCAAAGAUGACGUGGUGGAACUGCUUUUGGAAAAGCCAGAAGAGUUGGCACCAAGCCCUGUUAAAGAAGGUGAUGAAAAACCUGUUCUCGAAACGCAAGAGAAAAAGGUGAUUAGCCCUGUCAAAGAUCACAAGUUCGAAACACUUUUAGAAAAGCUAGACGAGAAGAUGCCUAGCCCCAUUAAAGAGGUCGAAGUAAAACGAUCAUUCCAAAAGCUAGAUGAAAAAAUACCAAGCCCAGUCAAAGUAGACCAAGAAAAACCCGUUCUUGAAAAACCCGAAGAGAAGGCACAAAGUCCGGUUAAAGGAGACAAAGAAAAACCUGUACUUAAAAAGCCAGACGUGAAAGCUCAUAGUCCCGUCAGAGAAGACACGAUAAAUCUCGUUCUUGAAAAGCCUGUGGAGAAGAUUCCUAGCCACGUCAAAGAUGACAAGGUAGAACAACUUUUAGUAAAGCUAGACGAGAAGAUGCCUAGCCCCAUUAAAGAGGUUGAAGUGAAACCAUCAUUCGAAAAGCCAGAUGAGAAAGCUCCAAGCACAGUUAAAGUAGACGACGAAAAACCUGUUCUUGAAAGAUCAGAAGAGAAGGUGCCUAGCCCUGUCAAAGAUGAGAAUUUGGCAUCUAUAUUUUUAAAACCGCAUGAGAAGGCACCAAGCCUUGAUAAAGAAGACAAAUCAAAACUCGUCAAAGACAAACCCUAUGAUCAUAUUCUUGAUACCGGCAAAGAUACAGAAGAACUCGUUCAGGAUAAGCCUAUUUCUAUGAAGGAAGACAAGGACGAUUUAUGUUCUAAGGAAUUUCCAAUAAUUGAUGAAACUUCAGUUACUGAAGACAAACAGGAGAAAACUAUUGUUGUUAAUGGCAAAAGUAUUUUACAAAUUCUUACCAUAACUACAACCAAACAAAUUGUAUCAAAUGAAACCAGAUCAAAAAGAAAAUUAAGGACUACAGUCGUAACUGUUACGGAAUCAUUUUUGCCUGAUGGUCUUACAGAAAAAACAAAGGAUAUUAAGGUCUAUUUUUCUGAUUACGCAUCCGAUAAUGACGGUAAUAUUUUUGAAAUUAGUGAACCAAUCAUUAAAACUGAUCCUGAAUCAAAAACUGAUAAUAAACUCAAAACUAUGAUGUUAUAUGAGGAUCAGUUUACUGUUGAAGGUGCAGGCGAGAAAGCAAUGAAACAGUUUAAAGAAGAUAUUCAAGGCGUCACAGUCGAAACGACAGAUGUUAAAGAUCUCGAAUAUGAUUCGGAAGACAACAUUCCUGAAGGAUUUAAUUUAACAGAAAAACCCCUUAAGUUUACAACUGUUAAUGUGGAAUAUUUAACAGAAAAUAAUGUUAAAAUAAGUAGAAAAACUACUAAAACUACUAUAGUCCAAACUUUAAGUAAUCAUCAUGAUAAUACAAAGAGAAUUAGAACUAUCACAAUUAUAACAAUUGAAGAUGAAUUUCCCGAUGGAACAAUUACAACUAAGACUAGCAAAGAAAUUACGCAAGUUGAUGAAAUUUUAAAUGAGAGUGACACCUCGCUUGAGGCGACGCAAAAAGAGACCACGUGUGACUCAGAAGAAUUUGAAUUUUCAGAAGAGCCAGUAGAAGAAACUUCUUCACAAGUUGAUAGUAUUUUAGAAAAUGGCAUAACAAUUAAAAGGAAAAUCAUAGUUUCGAAAACAAUUCAAUCUUUCUAUAAUUUAUACAAAAAAAUUAAACGUACCAAAACUACUAUUAGAACGACUAUUGAGGACGAACUACCUGAUGGUAACAUUAUUAUUAAAACUAGUGAAAAUAUCUCGUCUGUGGAUGAAAUUGCCGAUGAUAAAUACUUAAAUGAAAAACUAAGUAAGCAUAAAAAAAAAGAAGACAAUAUAUUAACAAAAGAAUUGAAGAAGUACGAAGAAAAGGAUGUAGAUGAACAAGAAAUUAUUAAAAUUAAUGGUGAAUCUUCAAGCGUAGUGGCGACAAUUAGUCAAACUGGUGCUAGCGAAAAACCUCCUUUUAUUAAAAAAGAAACAUCUGCAUCGGAUAAAAAUAAUCUUAAGUUAAUAUCUGAAAUCAAAGACAGUCAUGACGAAAUGAAUAAGUCUCUGAAAUCUCAGUCAAUAAAUAAAUUUGUUAAAGAAACGGAACAAAUGCUUCAUGAAGAAAGGUUAAGACAUGAAACUGAAUUAAAAGGAAGUUCCGAAACUCAUUCCAAAAAUUUCAGCGAUGAGAUAGACAAAGAAAAUAUGUUACAAGCAUUGGUACACAGCAGUUCUGAAGAUGUUUCUAAAGAAAUUAGCUUAGAAGAAAAAUAUUCAUAUGAAAGCACUGAAAAAACUGAAAAAUCAAUAGCAAGUACAGAAAAAAAAGGCCUGUUUGAUAAAAAGUUAUCAUCAACUUCAAAAGAAACUAAAACGCAAAAGGUCAGUGCAACAACAGCUGAAGAGGUUGCGGAUAUGCAUACUGCUGAUGUAACUGUUAAAGAUGAAAUACUACUAUCUGAUGCUUCUGAUUCUGGGGUACAUAGUAUCCAAUUUGAUACAGACACAACUUUAUCUACAGCCGAUCGUCCUACUCAUACACUUACAGAAAAUGCAAAGCAUCUACUGGAAUCUAUACACAAAGCAUUUAGCGAUGAAACUGUACAUCAGGGUAUUAAAUCGGAAGGCGUAGAAUCUCUUACGGUCUAUCCUGAAUUUGAUAGAGUAUCUACACCGCCAACUGUCCCUGUUAGCCCAUUACCAAAAAUACCAAGUAGUUUUCAAGACAUUAAGAUUAGUGAUGGUGUUCAAAGUGAAGUAUCAUAUGAUAAAUCUGAUGGUAACGAAGAAACCAUAACUAAGAUCGUACAUGUAGGUGAUGAUGUUCUUACGCAGAAAAUAUCUACAUCUACUGAAAAAGUACCGAAAACUAUUAAAAAUGACAUUGAAGACGAUGGAGAUUCGGAUAUUUUGAAUUUAAUGCAAACAAUUGGCAAGAUCAAAACAGAAACUGAUACUGUCACAAAAAUUAUAAAAGAGGGUGAAAAUGUUGUUACUCAAACAAUAACGACAGUGACAACAAAGGAAAUAAUUUCAAAAGAAGACGGCACUCCUCAAAAUAUUAAAACAACGAUAGAAACUACCACACUCAGUAAAAGCUCAGAUGGCUCUACAACCACUACCAAAGAUACGCAGACGUUAUUAUCAGAAUGUUCUUCCAGCCUUAAGUCUACCUCACUCAUGGAUUUAUAUGCAAAAGAUAAAAAAAUUGACAAAUUCUACCUCGAUACAAGUGAUCAAAAGACUGAAAGUAGUACUAGUAGCCAUAUAAAAGAUAGUACUGAUAAAAUAACUAAAAUGUCUUCCAGUAAAAGUAAAAUUACCAAAAAAGAAGAUACCAUGCUCAAACUUGAUUUAUCUGAAGAAUCGGAUGAUGCAGAGGAAAAUGUUGAAGAUACAGUAAUUGACACUGACGUUAGUAAGCGAGUAAUUAAAGAAAAUAAUGUGGACAUUGUUGAAACUAUUACAACUACCACAAAGAAAGAAACUAUAAAAAUCAGUGAUACAGAAAAAAAUUUAAAGACAACUAUUGAAAUAACCACGACAAAAGAAUAUCCUGAUGGUUCUAAAGAUGUUCAAAAGUCUGUAGAAGUUAAAACAGAGCAAUUAGUUUCUGGUUCGAGCAGUAACAUUGAUAGGUUAUUAAAUGAAUAUAUUACUAUAGGUGAACCUGAAGAAAGUUUAUCAACUGAAACAGAGGAAUUGGUAAUUAAAAACGUUAUUAUUAAGCGUACAACUUUAACAAAGAUUGUUAAAACAAAAUAUGCUGAUAAUUACGGAAUUUUAAAAAAAAUAAAGAUGGAAACUACUGUAACGAUCACUGAUGACUACCCAGAUGGAUCUUCUCAAACAAAAGUUGAUUGUUGUACGACUUUAAUUGACGUGGAAGAUAAAAAUGUGAUUGAAGCAACAGAACUUAAUGAUUACACGGUAAUAGAAGAAAAAACAGUAGAUGUUGAUAAGCAGGAAAAGGAUGUCGUUCUUGAAGGAAAAACGAUUCAUCAGAUCAUUACGACAACCACGAUAAGAGAAAUUUUGACAACAAGUGAUAAAUUAAAGAAAAAGGUUAAAACUACUAUAGAAACAGUAACUCAAUCUACAUUACCAAACGGGGAAGUAGAAAUCACCAAGGAAUCUAAGGUAAAGAUAUCAGAUCAUACUACCGAACCUGAAGAUGAAAUACCUGAAGGGUUUGAAUCUGGUGGGAAGCCUAAUGAAGAAAUAACCGAAAAUGUGGAAGUCAUUAAUGAAAAUGGUGUUCAAAUCAAAAGAAAAACAAGAAUUGCUAAUCUUAGUCAAGAGUAUCUCAAUAAAUCGAAGAAUGUUAAACGAAUUAAGCUAACCACUAAAACAAUAAUUGAAGAUGAAUAUCCUGAUGGAUCUGUUAUUACAAAAACUAGUGAAAAAAUUUCAGUCGUAGAUGAUGUUCUCCACUCACCUCGUGUAAGCGAUAGCCAGAGUACACAUACAAAAUUGACAACUGAACAAGUUUUAUCUAGUCCUGUAUAUGAAGACAAUAGUGAUACAGUGGAGGAAGUGUUACAAAAUCUUAUUGUGAUAGGUGAUCCACUAGAAAAUGAAUACAGCGAAGAAAAAUAUAUUAAACAUGAUGAUCUAGUUAUACAAAGAAUUAUUUUAACUAAAAUCGUUAAAACAAAUUAUGCAGAUACUAAUAAAACUGUAAAAAAAAUCAAGACUGUCACAACUGUUACUACUACUGAUAAGUACCCAGAUGGAUCCUCACGCAUAAGCGUAGACAAAAGACAGUCAAUAACAGAUGUUGAUGGUGACGAUUCAUUACAAUCUGAAGAAUUAAAACAAUUUUCCGAAUUAUUAGAUAAAACAGUUAAUAUUGAUAACCAACAAAAGACUAUUACCAGAGAUGGUAUUAAAGUUAACCAAUUAAUUAAUAUUACGACUACAAAAGAAAUAUUAUCCACAAAAGAUAAUGCAAAAAAAAUAAUUAAAACAACUAUUGAAACUAUAACAGAAACGAAAUUACCGAAUGGAACAACUGAAAUAACUAAGGAUGUCAAAAUUACUGUAUCUGAUUAUGAAAGUGACUCUUUUGAUGAAAACUUUAUAGGCUAUACGCAACUGGGAGAACCAAAUAUACAAACUAAUUCACAAAUUGAACAAAUAAUUGAAGGCGACAAAAUAAUAAAUAGAAAAACUAUCGUUACUACAAUUCGGGAAGAAUUUGAAAACGUUGAAAUAAGAUCAAAAAAAGUUAAGACAACUGUAAAAACAACCAUCGAAGAUGAAUAUCCCGAUGGAACUGUGAUUACCAAGAAGAGUGAGAAAGUGUCUAUUGCUGAUUUUCUGUUAACUGUUCCUCUGGUUGAUGAUGGAAAAGAACCACCAGAAUCAUAUAUUGGUGAGAGCGAAAUAGUUGAAGACACGUCUGAAGAUUCUGUUGUGAAAAAUGAGAUAGUCAAAAAGGAUGACAUAGAAAUAAAUCGCACUAUAACAACAAAAACAAAACGUGAAAUUUUAGCUAGCUCUGAUAAAGACAUUGAACGAGUUAGAACUACAAUAGAAACAAUUACAGAUGAUGAAUAUCCUAAUGGUUUAAUUGAAACAACUAAAGAUAUAAAAAUAACAAUAUCCGAAUCGCAGAAAACUUAUGACAGUGAUUUACAAGCUGCAUUACGGGGUCUUAAGCCAACUGGCAAAGUAAAAUCAUCAGUCGAUAAAAAAGCAAACGUUAUUUUUACAGAUGAAGCAAAAAAAAUUAAUCAAACUAUAACAACAUAUGUGACUAAGGAAGAAAUGAUUAAUACAGAAAAGAACCAGAUAGCGGUUAAAACAGUAACUGAAACUGUCACAGAAAAUUCAAAUGAAGAUGGUACAACACAGAUAACUAAUGAUAUAAGUACUCAAGUAACAUACCUCCCCAUGGGAACAGCUCUUGAGGAUUGGUCUCCAGAAGAAUUAGAAGAAAUCGAAAAACAAUCGUUAUCUCGAAGUAGUGGCGCGAUGCUUAACACAGAUGAAAAACCAACUAUUAACGAAUUGCCUUUACAAUCAAAAAUUGAACCACAACUUGAAACUAAGCCAAAGAAGCGAUCACCUGUAGGAGAAAUAACCACUGAAACAGAUACUUUUACUAAAAUAAUAAAAGAAGGUGAUAAUGAAAUCACUCAAACUAUUACUGUAGUUACUACUAAAGAAGUUAUAACUCCAGAGAAAAUCAAGGUUACUGUUGAGACUACUACAGUUAGUAAAGGAAGUGACGGUAUUACAAAAACCACAAAAUCAACCAAAACAACAAUAUCGGAGAUAAAAGAAGAAUAUGAAGAAAUCAUCGACACAGGUGAAAGCGAAAAAUCAUUUUCUAAAUUAUCGUCUAAAACUAGUGAUAUGCGAAGCUCAUCCGCUGCAAGUGACGAUUUAGAUCAUCCUGGUAUAUCAUCACCACCCUCCGAUAUUAGUUCAAGAGAAUCACGAGCCGCUACACACAUUUGGGGAACUGAGAGUAGUGGAAUGUAUUACAGUGACGAUGAUGGCCAAGCAAGUCCAAGUAGUACAAAAUCUCAAAUAGCACAUUCGCCAAGGUCAAAUUUAAGUUUUGAGCUAGACACAAAAUUGUCACAGCACAAAGAACAUGAUUUACUAAUGACAAGAACAGGUUUUGAUCCAAUGUCUACGUCAAUUUACGGACAAUUGCCUGAUGAUGAUUCUUGUACAUAUUCAACACAUUCCGAUGAAAAGACUGAAAUACAUUUUAUAGGUAAGUCAGAAACUAAAUUAUCUGAGGUAUUAUUUUCAACAAAAGAAACUAGCUCAGACGCGUCGUUUUUAAAAGAAGCAGAUGAACAAUUUGAGAAAGCGAUCGAAGAGCAUAAAAAAGUCAGCGGUUCAGAAGUCAUAUCUAGCGUGACAGGGAAAUAUAAACUUGAUCAGCAUGAUUUCUCUAGCACUAGCCAUCAAGAAUGUCAACAAGAAACGACUUCUUUAACUCUUAAAGAUAUAAAAACUGAUUCGAAAAAAGUUACACAUAUAAGCUCUUCAUCAAGUAGUAGCAAAGAUGAAACUAAAGUAGAAAAAAUUGUACAUACUGAGUCUAGCAGCGUUUUAAAAGAUCCUAUAGAGUCUUGGGGUAAGCCGCUUGGCCUACCAAGUCCUAUCUUACCGCCUAAUCAGACAGAUGGCAAAAACACGCCGAAAAAACAAAUGAGUUCAACGGUGGCAAAUAAAAACAAAAUUAAUCAAGAAAAAAGUAAAGAAGCAAAAAGAGCAUCCGAAUCUCCAAGUAAGAAAAAAGCUCCAACACCUAUUUACAUGGAUUUAACGUACGUUCCUCAUCAUGGUAAUUCGUACUAUUCUGCUAUUGAAUUCUUCAAAAGAGUUCGAGCCCGAUAUUAUGUAUUUUCUGGAACGGAACCGUCUAAAGAAAUUUAUAACGCUCUCCUAGACGCUAAGAAAACAUGGGAAAAUAAAGAUUUAGAAGUCACAAUUAUUCCCACAUACGACACUGACGUUCUUGGUUACUGGGUUACCGAAAACGAGGAAGCACUCGAAAAACACAAGAUCGACUUGUCGCCGUCCGCUUCCCGCUGUACGAUUAACUUGCAAGACCACGAGACCUCAUGUGCGGCGUAUCGGCUUGAAUUCUAGGUGUCGGGUCUAUUUGUAGCCUUCUCAUCGAAGAAGUGAUCCACUUUAUAAAAUUAGGUACUUUUGAAUGGGGAACCAAAGAGACAUUUAUUGUUGUAGGAAAUUAAGGCUGUGAUAAAGAACGGAGCAUUCAAAAGCAUCUACUUAAAGGACACUACUCCGUAUGAGAUCGUUUGCAAAUAGAUGCAGUAAAGACUAUGUGAUAUUAUUAUGCAGUUUAAAACCAACCCAUAGAAGUUUAAUGAAGUGUAUAGUGUUCAAACGGCCAAGUGACGAUCCUGAAAUUAUAAAGUCCUUAACCGCAUCCAACACGAAUGUCAAUAACCAAAUUUUCGACCUAAAACAGAAACGUCCAUUUUUUUCUAAAACUGUUUUCUAGUAGCGUCAUUGACAAAAAUAGGACAUGCCAUUUAAAAUAUUUUUCUGACGAUAUUUUUAAAUUUGGUCUUAUACAAUCAGUAGUGCUUUUAUACACGAUUUUUAGCGAAACCAGUCCAUUUUGUUUAGCCAAAAACACCGCUUGUGCGAAAUAUCUAAAUUUUUUAAAAUAAAAUUAUUUUGCUAAAGCAUUGACUUCUUAAUAGGACGUAUUAUUAAAUAUUGUAUACGUAUUGCAUAUUCUUUUAGCUAUUCGCUUUAUAACGGACGUGAUAUUUGAAAUAAAUCCAGUUCUAAUUAAUAAACGAUAAAAAAGGACGAGUAUAAAAUUCAUCUGAAUUACACGAAAGGUUUUGUAAGGUGAUUGAAAUAUAUAUUUGAAGAGUAUAUUUUACUAAUUGUCUUAAAAAGACGCUUCUGAAACGUCACACGACGAGCUAGUGCUGCUUGCACUAAUUACGUAAUAUUAUUAGAAUUGACGUCAUUAUGUUCAAUAUUGAUCUAGAAGACAAAGAUAGUUGUCAUACUGAGCAUAGACGACUACUGGAAGGAUUGGAAAAAGUAGUAUCCUCAAUACUUUUUACAAUUCAAAUCGAGUGUCGUGUAUUGGGACCUUUAAGAAAAUGUACAUAGACAUUUGAAAUUAUAAAAGGUGCAUCGGUGGGAUUUAUUAAAUGUUGCCUGCGUUUAAUAUUGUCCUACUUGUACCGUUGUUCAUUAUAUAUUGUCCCAAUGAGAUACAGCUAUUUGUCUAUCUAGAUAAUCGAUCAGCCUAAGAUGAUAGAGAGCUUACUCCAUAUUAAUAUAAAUGUUUUAUUAGAAUUAUUAAUACAAAUAAAACAAUAUAUUUACCUUUGUUUUAAGUUGAUAUCUGCUUGUUGCGAUGACUAUGAUAUAUUUUAAGUGAGUGUUGUUUAAAUUGAACUCAUUUCAUGUACAGACGACAGAAUUAUUACAGAAUCUCUGAUUUUACUAUUGUUUGGCAAUAAUCAUUUUUGGUACAUGUUUGUUGAAUAGUUUAAAUUUCUAGUCGAUUCCAACCCAAAAACUUGUGAAUGCCUAUUAGUAUUAUAUGUUCCUAUGACAAUUGAUUUAUAUAUUUUUUUUAUCUUUUGUUUCGACUUAAUGUCACUAAUCUACGUGUAUAGACUUUCCCUUUAGAUGGAUAUUUGUUUAAAAAUUACCGUUUUAUUCGAGUUGUGUGAGAGAAUGUGAUAUUUAUAAAAAAUCAUCAAAUUUUACCAUCUAGUCUAGUGGAUAAGCUGUAAGAAAACUUUCCUUGGAUUAAAAAAAUUCCUCCUUUCAUUUGCCUAUUCAAGUGAAGAUUUUGAGUCAAUUAAUUUUAAGUCAUUCAUAGAAAUAAGCCGACUAAGCCUGUCAUCGCUUACUUUGCCAAACUUAAUAACUAUAACUAAAAAUAGUGAAAAUGAUUCUGUAUAAUUGAUGGCACCAGCACAAUGUAAUAACAUAAAUAAAUAAAAAAAUGCAUUAAAACAAAUACAUAAAUUAUGGAAUACAAUAUAUUUAUUUUAUAUGUAACGAUAUUGUGAGACCGAAUGUGAAAUUACUUUAUAGUUGUAUAAUGUUUAUUAUUAUUGAUAUUAAUGUGUUUGAGUUGAGUGUUAGUUGGUGUGAGCACAACAAUUAUGUUAUCUGUUAUGUGGAAUGCUUAUAACAGUUGUGAAUGGGACGAAACAGGGAGAUGAAUCUUGUUUAAAGUCUAAAUAUAUUUGAUUCAUAAUUGAUGCAUUUUCAAAGACUUCUUAACUCGUUUUUAAUGGUGCAUGCUUUAUUUAAAUCUAAGCUUUCGCUCUUACAGUAUAAUUAAGAAUUACUUUAUCUGCUGUUGUAUUAGACAGUUUUGUAUCUUCAGUUUGAUAAGAUUUUUUUAUUUCUAUCCAAGUCUCGUUGACGAUGCAUCAAUCUUGGACCAUUUGCUUUUUGAGUGUUAGGGGUGUCUUUCUUGGCUUUCUAAUCUUAGCCAGCGACCACAUUUGCUGGAACUAAAGCCUAACCCAAAAAUUUACUAUUGUAUGGAAUAGCUAGAACUCUAAUUAAUGCAUAUUAUAUUAGGAAUAUUAAAAUGUUAUUAAAAUAAGAAUUGUAUCAGCUUAGUGAACAUCAAUAGCUCUGAGAAAUAAAUCAUUAUUAAAAUUAUUAAAUGUAGUAUUCUUGAUAUCACGAAAGCUUAUGUUAACUCUACUAAAUGUUGAAAUUAAAAGAGAUGAAAUUUAAAAAAAAUCCGUUGAAAAUUGGACGUUUGUUUUGAAUUUCAUUAAAUUUUAGAUUUAUGUGUAAUCUAAUUGAUUCGAUCGGCUUAAAUCGUUUUAAUCCCGAUAUAUUAGUGCUACUGAAUUUAAAAUUGAGAAAAGGCUAUACGGGAGUCGAACUAAAUGGAUACGGUGUGAAUAUAUUGCGUAAAUAUGUGGUGCUAACAACUGACAUGCGAUGUUGUACUGUUUAUAAUAUAACCAAAAUAAAUCACGAUUUAAUUAUAUUAGUACUAAAUUAUAUAUUACAUUUGCUUAAUAUCUUAGUUCGCGAUUUAUUCUGGGAUUAUGGACACGCUUGAUGGCAAGAGACUGAUUAAUUGUUUUGGUGAAAAUUAUAUAUUUUGCAUUGUUUUUAAAAUUGAUUAUGAUUUACAGUUUAGUUUAUAGAUACUUAAUAAUUUGAAUAAUGAUGUAAUCUUUUCGUGGACUUUAGGUAUUUGUAACGAUUACUGUAUUAUGUAAAUUAAUAUUAAAAAUUAAAAACCAAUCAUUGUAUCAGUCAUGUCGCUAUUUCCCAUUCGGCGUGUUUGGUGUGAGAAUCAUUAAGGUAAUAAAAAAUAUUUCAAAAUGUUA
Molecule: messenger RNA, 38906 nt
Organism: Vanessa tameamea
Lineage: Eukaryota; Metazoa; Arthropoda; Insecta; Lepidoptera; Nymphalidae
Product: titin-like
Exons: 20
Coding region: 103-35682 (11859 amino acids)
Biological process (GO): axonogenesis; microtubule cytoskeleton organization; regulation of microtubule depolymerization
Cellular component (GO): neuronal cell body; microtubule associated complex; dendrite
Molecular function (GO): actin binding; microtubule binding
Source: RefSeq, a predicted model, not a curated record